AAAAGAAAAAGAAUCCAUUUUUAAAUUACAAAUAAGAAUCUUUUUCAAGAAAUGGAAAUGUGAAGCUUCCAUUUUGAAAAUAAAAGGUUGAUGUAGCUGUCGGUACAGAUUUCUAAUGAUGGCAGAAGGUUCCGAUUCCUCUAGUUUAUCUAAAGCCCUUGGUAAAAUGUUUUUAUCUGAAUCAAGCAAGAGCAACAAGUAUGUCUUGGAUUUAACAAACAACAACACCAGAUGCUUCAACUGUCGCUUUGACAUUGAAUUCAGCAAGAAUGCUCUGAUCUGCAACUGUAAAACCCACUGGUACUGCAGUCCUCAGUGCAGGGAUCUGUCAGAGCAAUGCAAAGUAGAUCAACAAAACCCCUGCAAUACGUUAGCCAGGUUUUUUGCUUGUAUCAGGUCUUCUCAUGGCAAUGCUGUUACUUUAAAGAUGAUCAAGAACUUCCUAAAUGCUAGACCAAAUAUAACCAGAAAGGAGCUGAAAAAUUUGGCCGAGUCUGGAGACUGGAAAGCCGCUCUGGUCAUUGGUUUAACAUAUGAGUUCAGGUUUAUUUGUGAAUGGGACAAAUGCGCAAUUGCACUCCGUCCUCCUUUUGUAAAGGGUAAUCCCUUCAGUAACAGGAAGGCCAUUAAAUAUUACAACAUGGCCCUGAAGCAUAAUUCUGUCGAAGCCAUGGCUGGAAUUGGAAGGAUUCAAGCUGAACAUAAGGAUCAGACCAGAGCUUCAAAAGACAACCUCUUUGCGUAUUAUAGUCUUUAUAAGAUCCCGCAGGUGGUCUAUCAUUCUAUGUUUGAGAACGAUUUCAUCAGCACAGAACUAAUUCUGAUUUACAAGAAGCAACACCAAAAUGGAAACCCUUUUGUUUUCAGGGUUCCUUCAGUUGUUGGAUUUAUAAUGUUCCGACUCAACCUCAUUGACCUCAAUAACCAGUCUUCAUUAGUAGAAGAAUGUUUCAGCAUCCAUUUGUUUAAGGAGGCAUAUUCCUUUUUAAAGAAAAAAGAGGUUACCCUUUGUUGUGUGGCCAACGAACAUAUGUUUUACAGAUUCUGUAGAUCGGUUGAAAAUAGCAUAUUUAUUCAAAAGCCUGACAGUAUACCUGAUACUUUAUCUAAGAUAGAUACUGAAAGAAGGAUGGAUGUGAAGGCUGCCGCUCUCGACCAGCAAUACUACCAUAGGUUACAUCAAGAUCAGCCAUGGUAUGUGUGUAAACAUUACGAAACCAUACCUCCGAAGAAAGAGAAAUGCAUAUAUUGUGACCCAAGUGCCUCAGUAAGGAUUAUGUGUGUGUAUAAGAAUUUGUUCCAGAUCAGCCGAGACGAAACAUACACAAAUGCCUUCUACAGUGUAAUCUAUCAUCCGGAAGACUUAAAAACCCAACACGAUUUUUUUAUGAACCUCUGUAAGCAAGAAGUAAUCAUUGCAAUCCGUGUGAUGGCCCUCCGGCCUAUGGAUCUCCAUCCUAUGCAUGUUGCUAGAGACCCCAAUAUUUACUGGCCUAUUAUACACUACUACGGGUCCGUGUAUGCUGCUUUAAAGGAAAUCCUUGAUGAGAAAACAGCUAAUGAGAUUUAUAAGAAAGCUCUUCCGCUUGAUGACGCUACCUCCAAGGAAGAAACUGCUGCUGAGGACAAGUAUGUGAUCAAGUGUGGACGGCUUGCUUGCCUUGAACUGGACUGGAAGUUUAACUUCAGGUUAUGCACCAGGUGUAGGGUUAGACGCUACUGCAGCACAGCGUGUCAAAAAGCUGAUUGGAAGCAACAUAAGGGUGAAUGUUUUCUUCGUCCCGGUCUGGAUAGCCCAGGGCAGGAUGAAGUGGACUAACAUUUGACGCUAUACUUCUUAAUUGGGGAAGAUGAAGUAUUAAAAUAAUCACAUUUUUGCUCAAUAUUUGUUUUCUCGUAUGAUCCUCCCAUUUAUGCAGAAUUCCAAUGGUUUACCAAUGAUUUUAAAGAUACGUUCCAAUUCUGUGACAUAGAUAAAAUAUAUUGAUUAGAAAAAAAUAAUUCACCAUAAUGUUACGGAUGCUUCUAUGAACAUCCAUUUAUGGGAUAUGUGAUAAAUAUAAAAUAUAGUUUUAUUUAAAAAACAAAAACAAUUUUUGUCUUCCUUUCUAAGCUUUUAAAAAAGAUUUCUAUAUCCGGGCUUUAGCUUUAUUUAUAGGGAAAAUAUUUAAAUGUGUUUAAAAUGAAAUUUGAUCUUCAAAAAACGGAAGUGACGUAAAAGUUUUAAUAACAAAAAAGCUGCAAAACAUCACACUUAUUUUUGUUUAUAAAAAUUGAACAAACUGUAUAAAUGUAUUUAUCGUUUCUAUCUCUAUACAUCUUUAUGUACAUUUUGGAAAUCUCGAAACUACUAGUUUUAGGUGUUAAAUGUUUAACUGUGACACUAGAAAAUGAUUUAACGAAAUAAUCCGCUUGGAACAAAGAUGAUAUAAAAGUCGUCAUUUAAUUCUCAUGUGUAUUGGGACACCCUGUAUGAAAACGGAAAGGCUGCUAGACGAGCUAGACAUAACCCGUAGUUUUUUAUAUCAACUGAAUGUACGUAAUAAUUGUAAUUAUUGUUUCUCUUCAACUGAUGAGACAUAAUAUUUUUCUUGCUGUUGGAUAUAUACUUUUAGCUAUAGUAUUCAUUCAAAAAUAUUAUAAAAAUUGUGCACUGUGCAGCUUUAUGCUACUUAAAAAAAACUUUUUAAUCUUUUUAAAUAGAGAUAGGAAUGGUU
This is a messenger RNA of Eurytemora carolleeae, 2717 nucleotides long. RefSeq lists its product as uncharacterized. The coding region runs from base 116 to 1819 and encodes 567 amino acids. Lineage: Eukaryota; Metazoa; Arthropoda; Copepoda; Calanoida; Temoridae. The record is from RefSeq and is a predicted model, not a curated record. The transcript has 3 exons.